GCUCGGGGCCUCCCUGCGGGCCGCUCUCUGCUCGCCACGAUGGAGCGCAGCGGCCGCGGCCGCAGCCUGGGGCUCGCCCUGGGGCUGCUGCUGGCGCUGGCGCUGGCGCCCCGGGCGCUGCGGGCCAAGCCCACCGUGCGCAAGGAGCGCGUGGUGCGGCCCGACUCGGAGCUGGGCGAGCGGCCGCCCGAGGACAACCAGAGCUUCCAGUACGACCACGAGGCCUUCCUGGGCAAGGAGGACUCCAAGACCUUCGACCAGCUCACCUCGGAGGAGAGCAAGGAGAGGCUGGGGAAGAUCGUCGAUCGAAUCGACGAUGAUGGGGAUGGUUUUGUCACCACUGAGGAGCUGAAAAUCUGGAUCAAACGGGUGCAGAAAAGAUACAUCUAUGAUAAUGUUGCUAAAGUCUGGAAGGAUUAUGAUCGGGACAAAGAUGAUAAAAUUUCCUGGGAAGAAUACAAACAAGCCACCUAUGGUUAUUACCUAGGGAACCCUGCUGAGUUUCACGAUAGCUCAGAUCAUCACACCUUUAAGAAGAUGCUGCCACGAGAUGAGAGACGGUUCAAGGCUGCCGACCUCAACGGGGACCAGACAGCCACUCGGGAGGAAUUCACUGCCUUUUUGCACCCCGAGGAGUUUGAGCAUAUGAAGGAAAUUGUGGUUUUGGAAACUCUGGAGGACAUUGACAAGAACGGCGACGGGUUUGUGGAUCAGGACGAGUAUAUCGCGGAUAUGUUCUCCCACGAGGAGAGUGGACCCGAGCCAGACUGGGUUUUGUCGGAGAGGGAGCAGUUCAAUGAAUUCCGAGAUCUGAACAAGGAUGGGAAGUUGGAUCAAGAUGAGAUUCGCCACUGGAUCCUCCCUCAGGACUAUGACCAUGCGCAGGCUGAGGCCAGGCACCUGGUCUAUGAGUCAGAUAAAAACAAGGAUGAAAAGCUAACUAAAGAGGAGAUACUGGAGAACUGGAACAUGUUUGUUGGAAGCCAAGCCACCAAUUACGGGGAAGACCUCACAAAAAAUCACGAUGAACUUUGAUGUACACUCACCCUCGUGGGGCAGACUGUCAUAGGGCUUUCUUUCAUUGUCUUAGAUGGUUGUAUACUUGUCUUAUUUACAGUGGUUUGUCCCCCCAAAAGCAAGCUUAUAAUCUUAGAUUGGGGUUAAAUUGUUUUUCACUCAGUGUUUACUGAGAAAUAGUCAUCAUUACUGUUUCAGUAAGAAUUCUUUCAAAGCCCAUUAAAAUCUGGGUAAAAGAGGGGACCCCUACAUUGCUCUAAGGGGAUAAACUGCUAGCUUUUUCCAUUAAAUUUAAAGGGUGAGAAUAUUUGGAAAAGCUUUGUUAUUCAGAAGUUGGGUGAGUUGAGGGGAAGGAUAUGGAGUGACUGCUAUGGAUUUUAACUGCAAAUUUUUACAUUCACCACUGUUGAGUAAUUGGUGAGGGAAAAUUCUGAUGAAGCUCCACUGGUAUCAUUCCAUGUAGGCUUACUUUAGAGCAAGUCUGAUACUUCAGAUUCUUCCUUUUUGACAUUGUGCUCUGAGCUGUUACUGUAAAUGGUUCUAAAACCUCUGUGCAUUUUUCUGUACGGAUCUGUUAAUGUGCACAACAAAUUCACAUCUUUGGGUUUUUUUUUUUUUGCUUUGUUUUUAUAAUAAGAAGCAAUCAAGAAAGAUAAUGUGAAAAAGAAAGGAAUUUUAGAGGUAGGGAAAAGAUGAAUGUCAGGCAUGAAGAACUAUGAGGAAAUGGUAAACAAUUAUACUUGAGAAAUUUUUCGACUUGAAGGAAGUCUGAUCUUUGAAAAAGUAACUAGAGAUAUAAUCCAUUUCCUAGUGAUCACCAGUGGGAAUGCAGGAGUGGCUGGCUAGGGGAGCACUGGAACCCAGCACGUCCUGGCCUGGGGAAGCCACGCGCCUGCACCUGCCCCAGGGACGUCUUACACCAUGGAACUAGGAUCAUGUGAUGUUCCAUGGCAUUGACUGACUGGUAGAAACAACCUCUACAGGUUGAAAUUCCACCUCUUAAAUAGGAAGUGAAUGAAAUAAAGGAUCCCCGUGAGGAUUUUCUAUUGUGUCCUGUCUUGUUUAACU
Messenger RNA from Talpa occidentalis (Iberian mole), 2085 nucleotides. It is a transcript of the gene RCN1, whose product is annotated as reticulocalbin 1. Gene Ontology annotation, molecular function: calcium ion binding. The transcript is spliced from 6 exons. The record is from RefSeq and is a predicted model, not a curated record. The coding region runs from base 40 to 1035 and encodes 331 amino acids. Gene Ontology annotation, cellular component: endoplasmic reticulum. Lineage: Eukaryota; Metazoa; Chordata; Mammalia; Eulipotyphla; Talpidae.